AACUUGGGAGUUCUUGAACUGAAACCGCUCCUGGUUUUGUUUUUGGUGUGUAUAUGAAUGAAAUGGACCAGAUACGUUGUUCAAAAUCGAUCACUGUUUGUGAAAGUUCGAGUGGAUCUGUCCCUGAGGCUGUGAUUGUAGUCGCUGGUCUCAAGGGUGAGACCAGUGACUCUGUCUCAAACCAUGUAUUGAUCGAAGACCAAAAAGAGAAUGAUUCAAGAAUGAGGGAAGAUGGUGUUGGAUGCAGUAACGGUUCAGCUCAUGCCGUUCACGAGGAAGUUGCAAAUAAUGUUACUGCGGUAAGCUGUCACGAGAGUGAUGCUUCAGAAAAAGCAAAGGAGAAGGAGUUCCACGUGGUAGAUCUGAGCGGUGGAGGAGAAGAAAGUGAUAACGGGCAAAGAAUCUGCAGGAUCUGUCAUUUUGGUUCUGAUCAAACACCGGAUAGAGUUUCUGGCAAGUCAGUAAGUGUAGACUUGAUUGAGAUUGGUUGCAAAUGCAAAAACGAGCUUGGUCUUGCGCAUUUUCAUUGCGCUGAAGCUUGGUUCAAGCUAAGAGGAAACAGUGUAUGUGAAAUUUGCGGUUCUUCAGCGUUGAAUGUUCCAGUAAGGUUGACGGAGGAGGAGUGGAGUGAAAUAAGGGACGGUACAACGGAUGAAGGAAGAAGACGUGGAAGUGGACAGUCUUGCUGCAUCUUCAUGGUUUUUCUGCUUACUAUCAUUCUGCUUCAUUGGUUCUUCAAGAAGAUGAGUGGUUACUACCAAAACACAUAAAAUUAAUUUGUUAGUUAAUAAGCAUAUAUGUUUGUAACUUGUACAUCCUAUUCCGACUCUUAAGACUAUAUGGAAACAGAAGAAGAUAGAAUAUAAUACAAGUUCUUUAGAUCAAACUCUGAUUAAAAAUUUAAUAGAUCGCCAAGUUUUUAAACAAAACCUUUUUUCUGAAAUAUGUUUUAUAGCUUCAGACUUAAACAUAGUGUGUGUGUUUUUUCCUUCAAACAAUCAUUUAAUCAAGAAGGGCGUUCAUCUCAUCAUGUAUUCAUGUGUCCAUGCCUUACAUAUGGGCCAAUGUGGUUACAUGUGAUUAUAUCCCCAAACAUAAACGCAUGGCCGGUCUUGGACAUGGACAAAUAAAAGCACAUGGUC
Messenger RNA from Brassica rapa (field mustard), 1142 nucleotides. RefSeq lists its product as uncharacterized. The record is from RefSeq and is a predicted model, not a curated record. Gene Ontology annotation, molecular function: zinc ion binding. NCBI's taxonomy places the organism in Eukaryota, Viridiplantae, Streptophyta, Magnoliopsida, Brassicales, Brassicaceae.